AUGUUUGACGAAGACCAGGAGUUGGCAUUUCGUCUUUCAAAUGGCCAUAAUUUGAUUAUUAGUGGUCAGGCAGGUACAGGAAAGACAUUUCUUGUGAAGAGGAUUGUUAAAAAAUAUAGUAAAGAAAAACAUGUCGCCAUCGUAUGUUCCACAGGAAUAGCUGCGACUCAUUACGGUGAUCUGGGGGCAGUUACAUUACACAAAUGGGCAGGAAUAGAAGAUGGAAGGCAUGUCACCGAAGAACUUAUUCACCUUGUUUUAACAGACGAACGUUUUGUGAAAGUGAAAAAUAAUAUUGAAAUUACAGAUCUUCUUGUAAUUGAUGAAAUAUCAAUGAUUAGUGCCAAAACAUUUAAUCAAUUAGAAAUGCUGUGUAGAAAUAUAAGAAACAAUGACAGAUAUUUUGGGGGAAUGCAAGUCAUUCUUGCUGGUGACUUUUAUCAGUUACCCCCAGUCGCUAAUGAAAUUAUUGGUGAUCCAGGUAACCAUUGUUACAAACUACCAUGGUUUAAUAACUGCUUCCCACAUAAAGUAAAAUUAAACAUAAUUCACAGACAGAGUGACACAACACUUAUCAAAUGCAUAAAUGAACUUGAGAUAGGAGAUCCAUCAGAUGAAAGUGUAGCUUUCCUAAAGUCUUUAGACCGACCACUGCCCAGUGAGGAAGAAUGUAUUCAUCUCUUUGCCCGUAAUUAUGAUGUUGACAUUUUCAAUUAUAACAAAUUGCAAAAUUUACCAGGAGAACUUAAACUCUACAAAUCAAGAGAUGAAGGAUCAAACCACUAUUUAAGCAAAUUCCUAGCACCCAAAAAUUUAGGACUUAAAGUUGGUUGUCCAGUGAUGCUUGUCAGAAAUUUAAGUGAUUCUUUAGUGAAUGGCUUAUGUGGCACUGUCGUUCAACUCAUGUCUGACUCUGUUGAUGUGAAAUUUGUUUUUGAAAAAAGAAAUACUGUUGUGACUGUUAAGCCAGUGGUUUUUACAACUUUUGAUCCUGUGGAUAAGAUUACCAUUGCAAAAAGAACUCAGUUACCAUUGAAAUUAGCAUAUGCUAUAACUGUGCAUAAAGCACAAGGAAUGACCUUGAAGAAUGUUGUCAUAAAUUGUGAAAACUGUUAUCAGCCAGGGCAAAUUGGUGUUGCUGUAGGACGUGCACAGCAAGUUGAGGGUCUACGAGUAAUUAACUUCAAAAAAACAUUAUGUCGUAAGCAUCCACUCCAUGUUACAAGGCUUUAUGAAAAUUUUACCAUAGGCAAUGUGCAAAAUGAUUUGUCUUGCUGUAGGGGAAUUAGAAGUGAAAAAACUGAAGACUCUAAUACUGAUGAUGAUGGUGAUAAUGAUUUUGACUUUUCAGAAAAUAGAAAUAUUGAUGCAAAUUUUGAAUCUGACUCUGAUUUUUCAGAUAGUGAAAUUGAGAAAUUGGAAAUUUUAGACUCUCUCAUUGAACAACAAAUUAUAACAGAAGAAUUUUCAUCAAAUGCAAAGACAGCUCUAGAUUCAGUUUUUUCUGAAUUUGUUGGAACACCUUUGGAAAAUGAGAUGUUUUCCUUUAAACAGAGAAUUCUGGAAAAUUUUCAAAUCUACCAUGAUUGGUACCAAUUGCAGUCCUCAGUCAUUGAAGACAUAGGUUUGAUUUGUCUACCUGAAGGUGAAAAGACAUACUCUGCCAAACAGCAAAAUGAUUUUUUUGUUAGAUUUAAUAAAUACCUCAGUUCUGAUGAAUACAAAGACAGUGUAAUAUCAAUGCUUAAUAUUUAUUCAAUAAAGGACAGUGGCCCACAAUUUCAGUUUCUGACAACACUUUUAUUUUAUCUGGAAAGAAAGUUUUUUGAAGAUUUAUCAGGACAUCUAGACUUGCAAGAUCCUGAAUCUAUUAAGAGCACUUCAGUGUCAGCAGAAGAAUUACUAGCACCUGCAAGAGGAAAAAUCAGGUACAUCAGUGGAUAUGUUCUAGCAAAACUGAAACACAACUUAUCAGUGAAAACAAGAAAUUCUUUAUUUGCAGAGGGAGACAAUUCUAAAGGAAAAACUGACACACAUCAAUCUAGUGUGUCAUGGGAAAAGCAUAUUCAGUUAUGUGACAGAUGA
Molecule: messenger RNA, 2085 nt
Organism: Saccostrea echinata
Lineage: Eukaryota; Metazoa; Mollusca; Bivalvia; Ostreida; Ostreidae
Exons: 2
Coding region: 1-2085 (694 amino acids)
Biological process (GO): telomere maintenance; DNA repair
Molecular function (GO): DNA helicase activity; ATP hydrolysis activity
Source: RefSeq, a predicted model, not a curated record